Amorphotheca resinae ATCC 22711 is the source of this 1275-nucleotide messenger RNA. RefSeq lists its product as hypothetical. The record is from RefSeq and is a predicted model, not a curated record. Lineage: Eukaryota; Fungi; Ascomycota; Leotiomycetes; Helotiales; Amorphothecaceae. Gene Ontology annotation, biological process: phosphatidylethanolamine biosynthetic process; phosphatidylcholine biosynthetic process. Bases 1 to 1275 code for a protein of 424 amino acids. Gene Ontology annotation, cellular component: cytoplasm. The transcript has 2 exons. Gene Ontology annotation, molecular function: ethanolamine kinase activity; choline kinase activity.
AUGGGAACCUCAGGACCGAAGCCUGACGCAAGCAAAGUCCGAUUUAUACCCCUCACAUACAAUCAAGCUGAAUCUCAGACCUCAGCCCUCCGCCUAAUCCUUGCGCUUCGACCAGAGUGGGAGCAUGAUGGAAAGAUUGAAUUUAUUCGCUUCACAGACGGCAUCACGAAUACGUUGUUGAAGGUCGUGAACAAGAGGCCCGGACUAUCAACGGAGGAAAUUGAUAAUGAAGCCGUACUACUGAGAGCUUAUGGUCAGGGUACUGACCUGAUAAUUGAUCGUGAGCGUGAAACCCAAAAUCAUGAAUUACUCAUGCAGUACAACCUUGCGCCAGCACUUCUUGCUCGAUUUCAUAACGGAAUGCUAUAUCGAUUUAUUCGUGGGAAUGUCUCCUCUCCUGCAGAUCUGAGAAGGGAGGAGAUAUGGCGUGCGGUGGCCAGGCGCUUGGCAGAGUGGCAUGCUGUGGUACCUUGUCUGCCAUCGGCUCGUGAACCCUUAUCCCAAGAAAUCAACGGGAGCGCAAAUUUUGACAUGCCUACUCCAACACCUAGCAGGAAGGAUCCAGCUUUACAGAUGGCUAUCGAUAAUGUUGCCCCUGGGAAGCCUGCGCCCAAUGUAUGGACGGUUAUGCAAAAAUGGAUAUAUGCACUUCCUAUCGGAACUGAAGCAGAGAAGAUACGACAAGCAACAUUGCAGAAGGAAUUGACUCGGUUGGUUGCAGAAUUCAGCAAUCGGCCAGGUCUAGGUGUUAACAGCCUUGUUUUUGCCCAUUGCGACUUGUUAAGCGGGAAUGUGAUCAUACAGCCGCGGUCAGCUGAUCCUACCGCGGCUGGCGAGGCUGUCAGCUUCAUCGAUUACGAGUAUGCCACGCCAUCCCCUGCAGCUUUUGAUAUAUCCAACCACUUUGCAGAAUGGGGUGGAUUUGACUGCGAGCACCACCUCCUUCCAACGCAGUCUCAGAGGCUCGACUUCAUCCGAGAAUACAUCCGAAGCUAUUUUGCGCAUUUAGGCCGUGAUAAAUCUGAAGUAGACGAGGAAGCAGAGACGAGACGGUUAUUCGAUGAGGUCGACGUCUUCCGAGGCAUUCCCGGGUUCUAUUGGGGUAUUUGGGCAUUGAUUCAAGCCAAAAUAUCCCAGAUCGACUUUGACUAUGCUUCAUAUGCCGAAGUGAGACUGGGUGAGUAUUGGGCGUGGCGGUCGGAAACUGACGGCAGUCGUGCUGCGUCUGGGAAGGAAAUGCCCCUCAGAGAAAGACGAUGGGCACAAGAGGCAUAG